Messenger RNA from Effrenium voratum, 2256 nucleotides. NCBI's taxonomy places the organism in Eukaryota, Dinophyceae, Suessiales, Symbiodiniaceae. The record is from the annotation of a GenBank genome assembly.
GCGCUUGGUUUCCAUGUUCAAGCCGUACGCAGCGGGCUCAAGCUGCAGCACUUUGAAAAAGAUUGCUUGGCAGCCUGGCGCCUUUUGCCAUGACGGAGCGCUGGCGCGACAUUCUCAAACAGCUCUCCAGCGAGCUCGAGCGUCAAACUGCAAAAUUGCAAGCGCUCGAGACUGAGAACCUGCAACUUCGUCAAGGUCAUGAGAGCCCAAUGUCAUCACCAGCCGCAGCUCUUCGCGUACAUGCCUCCCCGAGUGACUAUGACGAUGAUGACAGAGCACAGCCGGAGAUUAAUAUUUGUGAUCGCCGAAGCACGGGAUCACCCACCAGCAGUUGCAGCCCGAGCAAGCCUUGGGAUGCGACGUCCACCCAUGAUGAGACCCAUGAUGAGACCAAUGGCAAGGAGACGGAGCCGAAUGAGCCCCAGGAGGUCUGGGGCGGCACCUUGAAGCGUCAGGCAACGGAAGUGGACGUGGAGCUGAAGCAGCAGUUCGAGACCUUCAGGGAGCGGGAGAAACUGGUCCAGGUGCAGUAUGAGAGGAAGCCUUGGUACGUGGUAAACCCGCAGAGAAGCAACAAGUUUGCCGCCUGGCAGGUGAUCACAAUGCUGGCCCUAGGCUUUGUGGUGACGGUCGUGCCGUUUCAAGUGGGGCUCAUGGAGCUGAAGUGGGACCUGAUCCUCUUGACCAGCACCUUGGUGGACGGCAUCUUUCUCAUCGAUGUGUGCCUGCAGUUUGUGACCAUGUAUCCCAGGGCCACCAACAGCGGCACAAUUUGGGAGCAGAAAGUGGGCAAGAUCUCUCGCCACUACGUGAAAACAUGGUUUGCCCUGGACGCCAUGACUUUGAUCCCUUUCGACAUCAUCGACCUGGCCUUCAAUGCGGACUCGGUGGGUACCUUCAAGGGCACCAAGAUCAUCCGCGCCCUGCGGCUCCUGAAGCUCAUGAGGAUCCUCAAGACCUCCAGGUGGCUCCACAGAGUGGAGAUUGCAAUCUCAAUCCCGUACCAGCAGUUCGCGCUUUUUCGCUUUUUGCUCAUUUUGGUGCUAGUUUGCCACUGGCUGGCCUGCAUUUGGGCUAUGACACUCCAGUUGGCAGAUCCAAUUUAUCCGCAAUGGAUCAACGACAUCGAGAUUAUCGACUCCCAGUUUGGGAUUAUUACCAGAGACUCCCCGCUGCGCACAUACAUCAGCUCCUUGUACUUUUGCACUUACACCAUGACCUCCGUCGGCUAUGGAGAUAUUGGUCCAAAGAACAUCGCGGAACGCAUUGUGUGCACACUUAUCGUCUUGACCGCUGGCUUGUGCUGGGCCUACGUGCUUGGCGAGGUCUGCGCCAUUGUGAGUGACAUGAAUGCCGAGAGUCAAGGCUUUCGCAAGAAGAUGACCGAGCUGAACCGUAUGAUGAAGGAGCAGGGCUUGCCAUAUGACCUCCGCUGCCGCAUGCGCAGCUUCUUCCUUCAGAACCGGUACCAGGCGCUGUACGUGACCCGCCAGAAGCUCCGGGAAUGUAUGAGCCCGCAGCUUCAGUCGGAGAUUUGCACCGCGGUGAAUGCCCCAUGGAUCUCGAAGGUCCAUUUCUUCUCGAAGUUCAUGGAGUACGUGGAGGACGCUGAAGCGAAGGGUGUGGACGUGGACGCCUACAGGGCCUGCAUUGCGGACGUGUCCCGGGAGCUUAACUGCGGUGCAUUCUCUCAAGGGGAGCGGUUCGAUAAUGUGCAAGUGCUCUACAUCGUCUCCAAGGGCAUUGUGGCGUUGAACAGCCGCGUGGGGACCAACGGGGCCGUGUGGGGCGAGGAUUUCGUCCUGCAAGACACGAGCCUGAUCCGGCCGAUCAAGGGCUGCGCGCUGACCUACCUUGAAGUCUUGUUCCUCACCCGAGAGAAGUUCAUGAAAGUCAUCGAGCACCGGAGGCACACCUGUCCAUUCCUGGGCCAGGUGGUGCGCCAGUUCUGUGUCCGCUUGGCGGUCCGGAGGGGCUUCAUCCGAGAGGCCGAGCGGAGGAGCGGGGUGAAGAUCAAGCCGAAGAUUUUGGUGAAGACGGUCAAGGAGCACAAGGAGACCUCGCCCAAGUCGGCCAACUCGCCCAAGGAAACGCAGAAGGUGAUGGAAGAGGCCCUUCCGCCUCCUCAGCUCCCGUCGCCGAAGAACAUUUGCCCAAAGAGCGGCCUGCCUGGAUCACUGAAUGAUGAAUGCUGAGGUAGGUGGCUCGUUGAGCAGAGGCCUGUAGGUGGACCCGACUGCAAGAACUGUUGCUUCA